AACAAGGCAUCCCCUCCCUCCAGUGAAGCACCCAAACAACCCAUUAAUAUCCCACUUCGAUCACUUUCAGCAAUGGCUUCUUCUACCAAUCUCUCUGCAACCCUUCUCGUCUUCUCAGUCCUUCUCUACUCUUCAACAUUCUCCAGUGCUUGCGGCACAUGCAAGCCUGCACCUAAAACCCCAAAACCAAAACCAAAACCAACACCAAUAACACCGGUACCAACAACACCAAUAAAACCAACACCAGCACCAGCUAUGGAAACUUGCCCGAGAGACACGUUGAAGUUAGGGGUUUGUGCAGACCUUCUGGGACUCGUGAACGUUCAAAUUGGAUCGCCAGCAACCAGUCCCUGCUGUGCACUGCUUAAAGGCUUGGUUGAUUUGGAGGCUGCUCUUUGUCUUUGCACCGCGCUUAAGGCCAAUGUGCUUGGUAUUAACUUGGACGUUCCAAUUGCUUUGAAUUUGCUUGUUAGUGCUUGCCAGAAAACUGUCCCUCCUGGUUUUAAAUGCGAAUAAGAUUAUUAUUCUUGUGCUUUGUUUCAGUGGUCUUAAUGUUGGGGUUUGUUUGGAGAGUGAUGCCUAAUCUGGUAUAAUAACAAGGCAAGCCUGUUUGCCUGAAUAAAUCUUCUGUAACGCUCCUUGUAAUUUUGUAGUAUUUAUUAUGCUUUGUCUACUUAAAUCUCCAUGACUUUACAUA
Molecule: messenger RNA, 697 nt
Organism: Rosa rugosa (rugosa rose)
Lineage: Eukaryota; Viridiplantae; Streptophyta; Magnoliopsida; Rosales; Rosaceae
Product: 14 kDa proline-rich protein DC2.15-like
Exons: 1
Coding region: 73-516 (147 amino acids)
Source: RefSeq, a predicted model, not a curated record